AUGACUUCAUCCUCCGUGGAGUACACCAUAGGAGGGGUUAAGAUUCACUUUCCCUGUAAAGCCUAUCCUUCCCAACUGGCCAUGAUGAACUCAAUUGUACGUGGUCUGAACCAUGGUCAGCACUGCUUACUAGAGAGCCCCACGGGCAGUGGCAAGAGCCUGGCUCUGCUGUGUUCAGCCCUGGCUUGGCAGCAGGCCCAGUAUGCUAAGACUGUCCAGGGUGGUGGAAACCCCCCUGACAAGGGUAAGAAGUCUGACGCGUCCACCCCUUGUCAGUGUGCCUGCCACAGUCGACCUAACCGUAUACAGACACAUCCUACCAGCACAGCGGCAAAGCCAUCUGCUGUAGUAGACAUGACGUGUCCUGAUCCAGAGACUACUCCAGUCCGUGCACCCCAUCCCUCAGACAGAGGGGAAAACUACCAGCAUGUGAGACCUACGCUGUCCUCCAAGCUUUCAGAGAAGAUGCGGGGCUCCCACAGCACAGACAGAGAGAGGGACGAGGACUUCCAGCCCGAACGGAAACGGAUCCGUGCAGCUGCUGCAGAUGUGCAGAGCAGGAAGCGGAGGUGCGUGGAGCGUGGUGUGAUAUUCAUUGAUGAUGAACCUGAGGGGCAGAUGUCUGCGUCUGUGGCCCAAACUGGCACCACGGAGCAGAGCAGCCAAGCCGGAGCUGACGGCAGUUUACCCUCCCCAUCGUGUUGUUCUCCAGUGCCUUGUUCUCUCUGUCCUUGUGCCAGUGCUAAAGGAGUACAGAGAGAGGGUGAAAAGGCCAAAGAAAAAGAGGACUCCGGUAAGAAGACCCCAAAGAUCUUCUUUGGAACACGUACGCACAAGCAGAUCACCCAGAUCGCUCAUGAACUGAAGCGUACGCUCUACUCCACUGUGCCCAUGACCAUUCUGUCCAGCCGUGACCACACCUGUGUGAACCCCGAGGUUGUUGCUCACGGCAACCGCAACGAGCACUGCAAGGAACUGCUGGAGGCCAAGAAUGGCCAGUCCUGUCGUUACUAUCACAACGUGCAUAAGAUGCGUGAGCAAAGCACCCUGCAGUGGGUACACGGGCUCCAUCAGGCGUGGGACAUUGAGGAACUGGUCGGACUGGGAAAGAGGCUCCGUUCUUGUGCCUACUAUGCUGCCCGUGAGCUCAUGCAGGACGCCUGCAUUGUCUUCUGCCCCUACAACUACCUGCUGGACCCCCUCAUAAGAGAGAGUAUGGAAAUCGACCUGAAGGGCCAGAUUGUGGUGCUGGAUGAAGCCCAUAACAUUGAGGACUGCGCCCGUGAAAGCUCCAGCUACACUGUUAACCAGGCACAGCUGCUGAAUGCUCGCGACGACAUCGAAGGCAUGGUGACCCAUAAAAUCCGUCCCGCCCAGCACCAGGUUCUGCUGGGCUUCUGCUGCAGUCUGGUCAACUGGGUGCAGGAGAGCUGUGGUGCUCUACAGGAGAGGGAAUUUGAAACUUCCUGUAAGGUGUGGACAGGGAAGGAAGUUCUGGGCAUUUUCCACAGCCUAGGCAUCACCCCUGAGACCUUCCCCAUGCUGCAGAAGUGCCUGACAGCAGUGCUGGAGAAAGAGGAGCGUGUGGGGCUGGUGAAUGGGAGAGAAGACCAGGUUCAGGUCCCUACCAUCAGUGCCAACACUCAGACAGUUCUGAAGAGUCUCUUCAUGGUGCUGGAGUUCCUAUUCAGACAAAACUGCAGGUUUGCUGAGGACUACCGUGUGGCCCUUCAGCAGAGCUACACCUGGACCACGCAGGCAGAGCUCCCAGACGCCCAGGGCUUUUUCGCCCGGCCUCAUCGCAGACGCCAGAGUGCACGCACUAAGACCACGGUUUACACGCUCAGCUUUUGGUGCCUCAAUCCAGCAGUGGCAUUCUCGGACCUCAGCGAGUCAGUGCGCAGCAUUGUGCUGACUUCAGGUACACUGUCGCCCAUGGGCUCCUUCUCCUCCGAGUUGGGCAUCAAAUUCUCCAUUCAGCUGGAGGCCAGCCACGUCAUCAGCAGAUCUCAGGUAUGGGUUGGCACAAUUGGCACUGGGCCACAGGGGCGUAAGCUUUGCGCCACCUUCCAGCAUGCUGAGACCUUUGCCUUCCAAGACGAAGUGGGUGCCCUCCUGCUGAAAGUGUGCCAGACCGUGAGUCGAGGAGUGCUGUGCUUCCUGCCCUCCUACAAGAUGCUGGAUAAGCUCAGAGAACGCUGGAUAAACACAGGCCUUUGGGAAAAGCUGGAGGAUGGGAAGACUGUGAUCACGGAGCCCCGGGGCGGGGGCAAGGGCGACUUUGAUGAGCUGCUGCAGACAUACUACGAGGCCAUCAAGCAUAGCGGACACAGAGAUGGGGCCCUGCUGAUCGCCGUGUGCAGGGGGAAGGUGAGUGAGGGUUUGGAUUUCACAGAUGACAACGCCAGAGCGGUCGUCACAAUUGGUAUCCCAUUCCCCAACAUCAAAGACCUGCAGGUUGAACUUAAGAUGAAAUACAAUGACCAGCACACCAAAGCACGUGGGCUUCUGUCGGGCAGCCGCUGGUACGAGAUCCAAGCUUACCGUGCUCUCAACCAGGCCUUGGGAAGGUGCAUCCGACAUAGAAACGACUGGGGUGCACUCAUUCUAGUGGAUGACCGUUUUAGGACCAAUCCCAACAGAUACAUUACAGGGCUGUCAAAAUGGGUGCGCCAGCUGGUGAAACACCACGACACUUUUGGCGGCGCCAUGCAGUCCUUGGUUGCCUUCUCUCACGCCCAGCAGGGGGCAGUAGCAGCUCACGAAGAGCAGCUCGCCGAGACUGCUCUUCUGUCUCCCAAUGUCUCCGCGGUGGUGCUCGCACCCCUGUCUGAGUCAUCCUGCCCAUCCCAGCUGUCAGACCCCCGGCUCUUACAGCCGUGCCUGAGUUCUGGUGGUAUGGUCAACGUCGCGACCCCCAUUGUGAGCUCAAGCACGAAGGUCAGACCAGAUGCGAAGAAGCUUGUGCACAAUCCAAUUGGGACACAGAACAAUGAAACCAAAGAUCUGACAACAACAGGAUCCGUACACCAGCUCUCCACCUCGUCACCAGUCAGUUCCAGAUUUACAGCUCCUCUGUUUAAGCCCAAGGCUUCUGGUAACCACACUACUGGGGAAGGAGACUUAGUAGUGAACAAGAAAGACACUUCUUCCCAGUCUACUUCUGAACCACUGCCACACUGCUUAGAGGAUAUGAUCGAAAACAGGCCUAAAGAAGUUUCUCCAGAGCCUCUUCUUCAAGAGCUAGACCUCUCCCCAGUGAAUAUUCCAGCCAGCCCUGUCCCCAGACAAGAGUGUAGUGCAGCAGACACUGAGGAAGAGUUAGAGGACCAGACUAUUUUUUACACUCCAGAACUUUUUGAAGGAGAAGAGGAAGAUGAGGAUGAGAUGGUUGAACUCCAAACUUCACCAGCGAGGUCAGAACCGAGCACAACACCCUACGCCAGGGUGACGGAGGAGCUGUCAGAAGGCCUAUUUAGCUCAGAGCAAGGCCCAAGGAGAGAGACAUGUGCUCUGUCUAAAGCCCAACAGGGCUGCAUUCUUUCUCCUGACAGAGAAUGUGUGGUAGUGCAGGGGGUUGAAGAGCAAGCUCAGGGAAGCUGUAACACAGUGAGUGAGGACAGGGCUGGAGGGAAGCAACAGCGUAGCAGCAGAUCUCAUAGACUGUCCAGGUCAAAGCAGAAAGGGCCCAAUGCACCGACAAUAACGUCAGGUAAACUCACCAGCUACUUCUUAAAGCAAACUCAGGCCAGCGGAGAUCGCGUCAACAUACGACCAGGGUCUGGGUGGAGAAGAGCCAGGGGCAAGGCUGCAGUAGUUUCGGCUGACCCUAAGAACACUGAUACGGUUGAAGGGCUGAGAGCUCAAAGAAAGCUUGGGAGCACAAGCAGACAAUCCCAAGUCUUCUGCUUGCAGUACAGUAAACCUAAUGCUAAGACUGCAGUGGUAACAAUGAGUACAGCUAAACUCAGAGCAGUGGCCAAGCCUGGUUGCUCUAACAUCCUUAUGACCCCAUCCACAGUGCAGUUUGAGGUAGUUACUCCAGAGAAGGAGAGAUGGGGGGCCUACCACCAGCAGCCCUGUAUGAGUGGAGUUCACUGUGGGCAGUGUGGAUGCGAACUCAUUCCCUUCGCUGAUGAUAGUUCAGUUUGGGCCAACAAACCCAUGUCCCCAUGUCCAUGUAGCUCUGUACCACCCUGCCACGGUGUCUCUCUCCUGCUGGUUCAGAACUGCAAGGCCUUGCUGGCCCUACGCAACUCAAUGCAGCCCUACAUACCUACCAGCAACAUGGGCCCAAGCUCAUACAAUGCUUUGUGGAACGCUGCUGAGUGUUCGGUGACACGCCUACUGCAAUGCAAGGGCUGCCUCUCCUGCUGUCCCCCAUCUAAAAAUGUAAUGGCAGUGGAGAUACAGUACCCAAAGAACCCCGAAAGAGACCAGGUAGGCUCCACAUCUGCCAACUGCAGCAACAGGUACUCUUACUUGUUGAAGUUAAGCACAGUGUGGCACUUCCUGUAUUUCCUCAUGUUCCCGCCCCCUCUGAGGGAGCAAUACUGCUUUGUGACAGGAGGACCAGGGAGAGAGGCUGUUCCCUCAUAUGGUAACCAUGUGAUUGGCUCCCUGAGCCAGGACCCAGGCUUUUACAAGGAGGAGCGACUUAAGCUCCUGGGUCAGGGUAUGCCCAGCCAAGGCAGCUCUCAGACGGGAUUUAGAGACGACAGUGGGAAGCAGCACAAAGAGAGGAAAGAGGGCAGUGCAGGAGAGAGGCACGGCCAGAUCUACUUCAAUGAGUUCCAGAUGACCCCCUUCGCCCCCAUUCUCCAGGCCGACUUUCUCACAGAUAGAUACCACUAA
Molecule: messenger RNA, 4854 nt
Organism: Chanos chanos (milkfish)
Lineage: Eukaryota; Metazoa; Chordata; Actinopteri; Gonorynchiformes; Chanidae
Gene: brip1
Product: BRCA1 interacting helicase 1
Exons: 25
Coding region: 1-4854 (1617 amino acids)
Biological process (GO): double-strand break repair involved in meiotic recombination; nucleotide-excision repair
Cellular component (GO): nucleus
Molecular function (GO): DNA helicase activity; ATP binding; hydrolase activity, acting on acid anhydrides, in phosphorus-containing anhydrides
Source: RefSeq, a predicted model, not a curated record